Messenger RNA from Mesoplodon densirostris (Blainville's beaked whale), 822 nucleotides. It is a transcript of the gene CER1, whose product is annotated as cerberus 1, DAN family BMP antagonist. Gene Ontology annotation, biological process: signal transduction involved in regulation of gene expression; determination of heart left/right asymmetry. The record is from RefSeq and is a predicted model, not a curated record. Lineage: Eukaryota; Metazoa; Chordata; Mammalia; Artiodactyla; Ziphiidae. Gene Ontology annotation, molecular function: morphogen activity. Bases 1 to 822 code for a protein of 273 amino acids. The transcript has 2 exons.
AUGCAUCUUCUCUUCCUUCAGCUGCUGUUGCUCCUGGCUCUAGGGAAAGCUGCAAGGCAUGGGGAUGGCCGCCAGAGUCAGAAUUCUGUUUCUCUCUUGCUCCUAGAAAGGCAUCGCAGAGAGCUCUCCUUGGGCAACCAUGAGGAAGCUGAGGAGAAGCCAGAUCUGUUUGUGGCAGUGCCACACUUAAUAGGUGACAGCACUGCAGGGGAAGGCCAGAGGCAGAGAGAAAAGAUGCUGUCCAGGUUUGGGAGAUUCUGGAAGAAGCCUGAGAGAGAGCUGCACCCACCCCAGGGCUCAGUCAGUGAGCAAUUCUUCCCUGGGACCCAGGGUCUCACUCAGCCAAAGGAGGGGAUGCCAAUGGAGAAAUCUCCUCUUCGGGAAGAAGCCAAGAAAUUCUGGCACCAUUUCAUGUUCAGAAUGAGUCCAGCUUCUCAGGGGAUCAUCCUGCCCAUCAAAAGCCAUGAAGUGCAUCGGGAGACCUGUAGGACAGUGCCCUUCAGCCAGACUAUCACCCAUGAAGACUGUGAGAAAGUGGUUGUACAGAACAACCUUUGCUUUGGAAAAUGCGGGUCUGUUCGUUUUCCGGAAGCUGCACAGCACCCCUACCCCUUCUGCUCCCACUGCCUGCCUGCCAAGUUCACCACAAUGCACUUGCAGCUCAACUGCACUGGCCUGGCCCCCGUGGUCAAGCUGGUGAUGCUGGUGGAGGAGUGUCAGUGCAAGGUGAAGACAGAGCAACAGCAUGGCCACCCCGAACAGGCUGGCUUUCAGGCAGAAUUUCACGUCCAGGAUCCCUUUAUCCCAGGAUUCUCAACAUAA